AUGGGCGUUUUCCAACAGAAAACCUUUGGCUACAAAUGGCGCUCUUCCAAAUGGUUUAUCAUUUCGACUAUCACUCUUGCCUUGUUUGGUGAAAUCUUCCUAUAUGCAUUCAUUGUCCCCAUUUUAGACUACAUGUUGCGGACUCGCCUUCAUAUCGAUCGCUCCAAGACUCAGAAGGUUACAUCUAUAGUACUCGGCCUCCAUGGUGCUGUUUCUGUCGUCGCUGGUCCUAUAAUCGGCCAUUUCGCUGAUAAAACACCGAACCGCAAGACGCCACUGUUGCUAUCGCUUGUUAUCUGUAUUAUAGGUACUCUCAUGAUUGCCAGUACCCAUUCGAUUCAGAUCCUCUUAUUAGGUCGCGUCAUGCAGGCACUUGCGGGAUCCGCAGUAUGGAUUAUCGGUUAUGCAACAAUCGCUGACACUGCGGAUCAGGGGAAUCUCGGCACGAUAAUGGGGAUUGUAAUUUCCUUUGUCAACUUAGGGGUCAUUGGUGGGCCCGCAGUCUCCGGAUUGUUGCUCGAAGUGGCAGGAUAUUGGAUAACAUGUAUGGCGCCUCUCCUCAUUUUGGCCAUAGAUCUUAUCGCCCGCCUUUUGAUGAUUGAGCCUCCGCGAAAGAGUUCUUCACUUAAUACGAAAUCCACAGAACCAACAGAGACGGCAGACUUAACAGAGACCACGGGUCUACUGCACUCGCAUGACGAUCCUGAAAAUCCACCCACCGCUGGCUUUUGGUGCAUUAUGCUAUGCGAUGCUCGCAUCCUGACGGUACUUCUCAUUCAAGUAUUAAACGUAGCCGUGGGAAGCUGCUUCAACGCAACUAUUCCUCUUCACGUACAGGAAACCUUUGGAUGGGGCCCUAGCAACACUGGAUUCCUGUUUUCCUGCUUGGUUCUGCCCAGUCUCCUAGUCAGUCCAGCGGCAGGCUGGAUUAGGGACCGCGUGGGAACACGAUCACCUGCCGCAAUUUCCUUUCUUCUUCAGGCGGCGGCGUUAGCACUUUUAGGUAUUGCUGGAAAUGAGCGGAUCCAAUGGGCGAGUACUCAGAAACAUGGGGGAGCACUUUACAUAGCAUCUAUCGUGGCUAUAAGUGUAUUCCGUCCUUUUGUGACUGGCUUGGGACCUACUGAAUUGACCGCUGCUGUCAAGUCUUACCAAGAAAAGACUCCAGGUAUCUUUGGGUCUGAGGGUGGACUUGGCCGAGCGUUUGCUAUGAUGGAGGUUGCUGCUUCCAUUGGAAUGACAAUCGGUCCACUUGUGGGUGGCUCGCUCACAGAACUUUUUGGAUACAACUAUAUGAACUGGACUUGGAGUCUGUUCUAUAUCUUCCUCGCUGGGCUUGUAUUGUGUUUCUUAGGAUCCGAGGGUCCCAAUGAGAUGACCCCUGCUAAUGGAGACUGCUAG
Penicillium griseofulvum is the source of this 1401-nucleotide messenger RNA. Its product is annotated as MFS transporter. The coding region runs from base 1 to 1401 and encodes 466 amino acids. Gene Ontology annotation, molecular function: transmembrane transporter activity. Gene Ontology annotation, biological process: transmembrane transport. The record is from RefSeq and is a predicted model, not a curated record. NCBI's taxonomy places the organism in Eukaryota, Fungi, Ascomycota, Eurotiomycetes, Eurotiales, Aspergillaceae. The transcript is spliced from 4 exons.